This is a messenger RNA of Homalodisca vitripennis (glassy-winged sharpshooter), 1131 nucleotides long. RefSeq lists its product as uncharacterized. Gene Ontology annotation, biological process: mitotic sister chromatid segregation. The record is from RefSeq and is a predicted model, not a curated record. Gene Ontology annotation, cellular component: spindle midzone; chromosome passenger complex; chromosome, centromeric region. NCBI's taxonomy places the organism in Eukaryota, Metazoa, Arthropoda, Insecta, Hemiptera, Cicadellidae. The coding region runs from base 192 to 1025 and encodes 277 amino acids. The transcript has 7 exons.
CAAGAUAACGCGGCAUUGUUAGCCUCCUUACUAACAUUAACGUUGGCUGCACUGUUGUAUUCUAGCGGGAAACGUAUUCGUUUUGUUUUGUCCACGGCGUUUAUUUAUGUAUUUGGUGUUAGGUUAGGAUUGUUGAAUGUUGGUUCUAUUGUACUUAGUUGUAGACCAGUUCAUGUUACCUUGUAAAAAAAAUGCCUAGAACAAAACAAGUAAGAAAAAAAUCAUCUUUAAAGAGACAUAAGCAAAGCACUUCUGUUAGUGGAACCCUCUUUUCUAACUCUUCAAGUUUAAAGAACUCUUCAACUCUGUUAUCUGACGAUUAUGACUCAACAGAACAUCUAAUAAGAAAUUUUAAUGUUUAUUAUAAUGAAAAAAUCAAAGAAUAUCAACAAGGGUACGAGAAAGCCUGUAAGCUUGUUAAACAGAUGUUUAUUGACAAUCUGUGUAAUCUACCAGAGUCAAUAAAAACAUUGAAUGUAAACAAUGAUGUUGAGGAGGAAAGUUUGAGUUCAUCGGCUUUAGUCGUAAAUCAAAACAAAGAUACAAAUAAUGUCAUUGUUCCUAAAACUCGACAAUCAAGAGCCCGCAAACCUGCUAAAUUGAGUGAUUUCAAAAAGCCUAAAACACCAAAAUUAAGAACCAGCCGGAAACGUUCAGUAUCAGUACCGAGAACUCCAGGACCUUCUUCUGAUUGCUUUAAGACGCCUGUGAUGAGUAGCAGAAAACUUAUGACAUCUGGCAUGACCAUUGCUCCCAAGAUCAGUGAUCGACCAAUGUGUGUUCUGAGACGACCAGUUCACGGAGAGAUGGCCAUAUCCAUGUCUGGCAGUCCUCUCAUGGUGGGAGCCUUCUCCACUGAGGACAUCCCAACUGUCAACGUGCCAUUGCAGGAUGGAAGGAUAAUUUCAAUUGUGCCUGAAGCAGGAGCACCUCCACCUGAUAUUCCAAUCUUCGAUGAAACAACAAAGAAGUACUUGAAAACUCUUCGUGCUCAUUUAGAAAUUCUUGCUCCCAACAGCCCUUGACAUAAAACAGUGAAAUAAAUAUAAAAUUAUUUCUCUUUUGACAUACUUUGUAGAAAUAACAAAGAAGAAUAUUUUAAAUAAAACAAAUAAUGUUUAACAUUUUGAA